Molecule: messenger RNA, 993 nt
Organism: Caenorhabditis bovis
Lineage: Eukaryota; Metazoa; Nematoda; Chromadorea; Rhabditida; Rhabditidae
Source: the annotation of a GenBank genome assembly
AUGAUUUCUACAACAAUUGCAACAUUUGACGAAACUUCGUGGACAAGAUUGCGAGGAGUUAUCGAAGCGUGCAAAACGCGUAGUAAUCAAGUGGAGCAAUUGAAUGCCUUAUUUGAGGAAGACGCGCCACUCUAUGAGAAUAUUCAAGUGUGCAAUUUGGAAGUCAAAAUUGAGGAAAAGCGUUUGAAUAUUAUAAAAUUGAAGCGCAAACUGGAGAUAUUACAAAAAAUGCUCAAUUCGAAACGACGAAUGCUCUAUGAGGUAGAUGAGAAACUUGAGAAAAAGAAACAAGACCUAGAAAAAAUAAAUAACAAAGCUGACAGUGCUGGUAUCAAAAGUGCAACUCUUCUCGAAGAAAAUGAGCGAAUCAAGAAAGCAUUAUUCGUUCAUUGUCGUUUAUUUGCAGUCAGAAAAGUUAGCCUAAUUCGAGAAGUGUUUGAUAUUUUCAAAAUCGAGAUUGAUGGUGGUCCAGCAUUGCGAAAAGCGCGAGUUGAACGAAAGGAUUGCAGAUGCGUGCUUGUUGAUACGAUUCGAAAUUUGCACUUGCCUCAUUCCAACUGUGUAAUAGGGCACAAUGAACUUGAAACUCAAGCUGCAUUCGGCUGUCUAGUCCAUGCUUUGAUGGUGAUUGCGGAAAUUUUGGAUUAUGAAAUGCGAUAUCCGCUUAUUGCCUCAUCAUCGUACUCAAAAAUAAUUAAUCCAAUAAACGAUAACAUUGUCCUUCCAUUAUACAAUUGGAGAAAGCGUAUCGAUCGCGAUCAAUUCAUCGAAGCCAUGCAAUGCCUCGAAAGAAAUAUUGGACAACUUCGAGUGGACUGCGGGAUUCCAACUCACGUUACUGACAAAACCUUGUCAGUCCUCACCGAAUGGUUUCAUGUAAUCAGCGGGAUGAAGAAGAUGCCUCUAUAUGAUCGACCAGUUGAAAACAUUCAAAGCGUUUCGAGCCUUUUUGUGAAUUCGGAUUUGGAUUUGCCUUUGUCAUUCGAAAAUUAG